CGGGGACCCGCUGAUCUUCCAGCUCCCCUCAUCCAACGUCGUUACUAGGGAUUGUAUCCAGGCUUUUGCACUUGGAGACACCCCAUCACUGAGCUACAUCUCACCCUUGAACUUGGGAUCUUCCUGCCUCAGCCUCUCGAGUAGCUGGGAUUUCAGACACACUGCAGAGAGACCUUUUUGUCCUUCCUGAGCGUACAGAUGCUGGACAGAUGAUUGUCCUCUGCCCUGUGCUGCUGUAGGUGGCCCAGACUUGGAGCUGUCCAGCAGGAAAGUAUGGAUUCCAAAGAUGAAAGCUCACACGUGUGGCCGACGUCUGCAGAGCAUGAACAGAAUGCCACACAGGUGCACUUUGUUCCAGAUGCUGGAACUGUGGCUCAGAUUGUCUACACUGAUGACCAGGUCCGUCCACCCCAGCAGGUGGUGUACACGGCAGAUGGUGCCUCCUACACUUCAGUGGAUGGUCCUGAGCACACACUGGUAUACAUCCAUCCUGUGGAAGCUGCACAGACUCUGUUUACAGACCCAGGCCAGGUAGCUUAUGUCCAACAGGAUACUACAGCUCAGCAGGCCUCAUUACCUGUGCAUAACCAGGUACUGCCUUCCAUUGAAAGUGUGGAUGGUUCUGACCCUUUGGCAACUCUGCAGAAUCCAAUAGCUAGACUGGAGGCAAAAGAAGAAGAGGAGGAGGAGGAGGAGGAGGAUACUGAAGAAGAGGAGGAAGAAGAUGGUGAAGACACUGAUUUGGAUGACUGGGAGCCAGACCCACCCCGGCCCUUUGACCCCCACGACUUGUGGUGUGAGGAAUGUAAUAAUGCCCAUUCUUCAGUGUGCCCCAAGCAUGGCCCCUUGCAUCCCAUCCCCAAUCGGCCUGUGCUCACUCGGGCAAGAGCGAGUCUCCCCCUGGUCCUCUACAUAGACAGGUUCCUUGGAGGAGUGUUUUCAAAAAGGCGUAUUCCCAAGCGUACCCAGUUUGGCCCUGUGGAGGGACCCCUUGUCAGGGGGUCUGAACUGAAAGACUGUUACAUUCAUCUAAAGGUUUCUCUUGAUAAAGGGGACAGAAAAGACAGGGAUUUGCAUGAAGACCUAUGGUUUGAGUUGUCUGAUGAGACCCUGUGUAACUGGAUGAUGUUUGUACGUCCAGCCCAAAACCACCUGGAGCAGAACCUGGUGGCUUACCAAUAUGGCCACCAUGUAUAUUAUACAACGAUAAAGAAUGUGGAACCCAAGCAGGAACUGAAGGUGUGGUAUGCUGCAUCCUAUGCUGAGUUUGUGAACCAGAAAAUUCAUGACAUUUCUGAGGAAGAAAGGAAAGUUCUUCGAGAGCAAGAGAAGAAUUGGCCCUGCUAUGAAUGUAACCGCCGGUUUAUAAGCUCAGAGCAAUUGCAGCAGCAUCUCAAUUCUCAUGAUGAGAAAUUGGAUGUGUUUAGCAGAACAAGAGGCAGAGGGAGGGGACGAGGCAAGAGACGAUUUGGUCCAGGUCGAAGGCCAGGGCGUCCUCCAAAAUUUAUCCGCUUGGAAAUAACCAGUGAAAAUGGAGAGAAAAGUGAUGAUGGGACACAGGACUUGCUACAUUUUCCCACAAAGGAGCAGUUUGAUGAGGCUGAACCAGCUACUCUGAAUGGGCUGGAUCAACCAGAACAGACCACUAUCCCAAUCCCUCAGCUGCCACAGGAAACUCAGUCGUCUCUGGAACAAGAACCAGAAACUCACACCCUUCACCUACAGCCACAGCAUGAAGAGAGCGUGGUACCCACCCAGAGCACUUUGACCGCAGAUGACAUGCGCAGGGCCAAACGCAUCCGAAAUGCAGCUCUUCAGCAUCUGUUUAUUCGGAAGUCCUUCCGGCCUUUUAAGUGUUUGCAGUGUGGGAAGGCCUUCCGGGAAAAGGACAAACUGGACCAACACUUGCGCUUCCAUGGGCGGGAGGGGAAUUGCCCAUUGACCUGUGAUCUCUGUAACAAGGGCUUCAUCAGCAGCGCCUCCUUGGAGAGCCACAUGAAGCUCCAUUCGGACCAGAAGACUUACUCUUGCAUUUUUUGCCCAGAAUCCUUUGACCGCCUUGAUUUGUUGAAAGAUCAUGUGGCCAUUCAUAUUAAUGAUGGCUACUUCACCUGCCCAACUUGUAAGAAACGGUUCCCAGAUUUUAUCCAGGUGAAAAAACAUGUGCGCAGCUUCCACUCAGAAAAGAUCUACCAGUGUACAGAGUGUGACAAAGCCUUCUGCCGCCCUGACAAACUGCGACUCCACAUGCUCCGGCAUUCAGACCGAAAAGAUUUCCUAUGUUCUACCUGUGGGAAGCAGUUUAAGCGAAAAGACAAACUACGGGAACACAUGCAAAGGAUGCAUAAUCCUGAGAGGGAAGCCAAGAAAGCUGACCGUAUCAGCCGCUCCAAGACCUUCAAACCUCGAAUCACAUCCACGGACUACGACAGCUUUACCUUCAAGUGCCGGUUAUGCAUGAUGGGCUUCCGGCGACGGGGCAUGCUGGUAAAUCACUUAUCAAAGAGGCAUCCAGACAUGAAGAUAGAAGAAGUGCCAGAGUUAACUCUACCCAUCAUAAAACCAAACCGGGAUUACUUUUGCCAGUAUUGUGAUAAGGUUUAUAAAAGUGCCAGCAAGCGUAAAGCCCAUAUUCUGAAGAACCAUCCAGGAGCUGAGCUCCCACCAAGCAUUCGGAAACUUCGUCCUGCUGGUCCUGGAGAGCCAGACCCCAUGCUGAGCACCCACACCCAACUGACGGGCACCAUUGCCACCCCUCCUGUCUGCUGCCCUCACUGUUCCAAGCAGUAUAGCAGCAAGACCAAGAUGGUCCAACAUAUUCGAAAGAAACAUCCAGAGUAUGCUCAGCUUCCCAAUAACAUCCAGACGCCCCUGACCACAGCUGUGAUCAGUGCCACCCCAGCUGUUCUGACGACAGAUAGUGCCACUGGAGAGACUGUGGUGACAACAGACCUGCUAACCCAAGCGAUGACAGAAUUGUCUCAGACCUUAACAACUGAUUACCGAACACCACAGGGAGACUACCAGAGGAUUCAGUACAUCCCUGUGUCCCAGUCUGCAUCUGGGCUCCAGCAACCUCAGCAUAUACAGCUUCAAGUGGUACAGGUGGCCCCGGCCACUUCCCCUCACCAGUCUCAGCAGUCCACUGUGGAUGUUGGACAGCUCCAUGAUCCUCAGACCUACACACAACAUGCUAUCCAGGUGCAGCACAUCCAAGUCACUGAGCCCACAACCUCAGCCCCGUCAUCAUCCCAGGUGGCUGGGCAGCCACUGAGCCCUUCCGCUCAGCAGCCUCAGCAGGGGCUCAGCCCCUCCCAUAUACAAGGCAGUUCUUCCACACAGGGGCAGACUCUGCAGCAGCAGCAGCAGCAAAACUCCUCUGUGCAACACACGUACCUUCCCAAUGCUUGGAAUUCUUUCCGAGGCUACUCAUCUGAGAUUCAAAUGAUGACACUUCCCCCAGGUCAGUUUGUGAUUACAGACAGUGGUGUAGCAACUCCUGUCACUUCUGGCCAAGUGAAGGCGGUUACUCCGGGUCAUUACGUGUUAUCAGACGGUCAAACAGAAUUGGAGGAAAAGCAAACUUCUGCCCUUUCCAGUGGUGUCCAGGUUCAGACAUCUGCACACAGUGACUCUCUGGAUUCCCAAACCACCAGCCAACAGCAGACCACACAGUACAUCAUCACCACCACGACCAAUGGGAAUGGAAGCAGUGAAGUGCACAUCACUAAACCCUAGUUUUCACCGCGGAGCUAGCGUGGAGCAUUCACAUCAUGUAUUUUCUCAUUCAUAAGUCUGAAGCUUCUGAUACCCAGACCUCUUUUUUAAGAUUUAGUAUUCACUCAAAGAAUUUGAAGACUACAAUUUUGGCGUGCGCGUGUGCUCACACACAUACACACACACA
Molecule: messenger RNA, 3904 nt
Organism: Urocitellus parryii (Arctic ground squirrel)
Lineage: Eukaryota; Metazoa; Chordata; Mammalia; Rodentia; Sciuridae
Gene: Prdm10
Product: PR/SET domain 10
Biological process (GO): positive regulation of transcription by RNA polymerase II
Cellular component (GO): nucleus
Molecular function (GO): protein binding
Source: RefSeq, a predicted model, not a curated record